This is a messenger RNA of Monomorium pharaonis (pharaoh ant), 5378 nucleotides long. RefSeq names its product inositol polyphosphate-5-phosphatase A (gene 5PtaseI). Gene Ontology annotation, biological process: phosphatidylinositol dephosphorylation. NCBI's taxonomy places the organism in Eukaryota, Metazoa, Arthropoda, Insecta, Hymenoptera, Formicidae. The record is from RefSeq and is a predicted model, not a curated record. The transcript has 11 exons. Bases 826 to 2250 code for a protein of 474 amino acids. Gene Ontology annotation, molecular function: inositol-polyphosphate 5-phosphatase activity.
CCAACGCGACGCAACGCCGUGCGACACGGGGCACGACGCGACGCGACGCAACGUAAACUUGCCGCGAGGACGAAAGGAAGGAAGGAAGGAAGGAAGGAAGGAAGGAAGGAAGGGAAAAAAAAGGAAGGAACGCACGGGGGGUCUCUCCCGUCGUGCUCGCGCUGCGCUCUUUUCCCCGGCGAUUACAAUCGCGAUUUUUUUUUACGGCAGACUCGACGCGGCGCGUCGAGGUCGCGGCGCGGAGGAUGACUCUGUUCCCCGUCCUCGUCGCCACGGCGUGCGCGUUAUCUGUGUUUAUCUCCACCGUCCCCGGUGCUGCGCUUACCCCGUGAGGUGUGUGUGCGCGGAGAACACACGGCUCCUCCUGCGGUGAGGAUCUCGGCCAGGCCAGAUCGGCGGCGGAAGAGGGCCGGCGAGGGAGAGAGAGAAGAGGACAGACGACCGAGAGAUCGAGUGACGUAUAGCGGCGGGAGAGACGGACAGAGGAUAGAGAGCGGCGUGCGCGCCCCGCUCCGUUGGUAGUGGUGUGCGAGAGAGCGGUGCGUGCGAGCGAGCGAGCGACGACGUGUGCGCGGCCGCCGUCGCCGUCGCCACCGCCGUCAUUGCCGUCGUCGUCGUCGUCGUCAGUUUAGUUUAGUUUAGUACAGUGUGGUGCGGUGCGGUGCGCGGUAUACGACGGUAGCGUGUCGUGUCGACGACGGGCACGAGGCGCACGACGUCGCCAGCCAGCGACAGCGAGCCGUCACACGAGGCGGCUCCGAGGAACAGAAGGAGAGAGUGAGAGAGAGAGAGAGACGCACUCCAGGCCACCGCACCGCGACGAGAAUGGCGGGCAACAGCGGCGUCCCGGUCCUCCUCAUCACCGCGAACGUCGGCAGCAUCUUCGAAGAGCCUAGCGUCAUGCUGAAGAUAUGGACGGAAGAGUUUUUAUCCACCAUAUCGAGACUGGAUCCGAAAUUUAUAGCGCUGCACUGCCAAGAAGUAGGUGGAAAGAAUUACGAGCAGAGCAUGAGGCACGUGGAGGACUUUGUUAGAUUACUUAUGUCGUCGGAAGAGUUAAGGUUGUUCGACAAAAUUAGAGUAUUUCUCGAUGAGGAUUAUUCAUCCGCUGAACAUUUCACAGCUCUAGGAAAUUUCUACUUCGUGCACGAGUCAUUGAAGGAUGUUCUAUUGUGGGAUUUUAAUGGUACGUCGUAUGUAACUCUACUUUCGAUAGCUCUCGAUAAUCAUACGCAAUGGGUUUUUAAUUAUUAUGUGAUUUUAGAGUGCGUUUUUGUACCUGUAAGUGGAAAAGAAGUCCAUUCGGGCAAUAUAGAAGCAGUUAGUACCAAAGAGAAAGCUAAAUUCCCUCAAGAGUUCUUCCCCGAAUGCAAAUGGUCUAGGAAGGGUUUUCUGCGUACCCGAUGGAGUAUUAGUGGAACAGUUUUUGAUCUCAUAAACAUACACUUAUUUCAUGACGCGAGCAAUUUUAUCGCUAUGGAGAACUUUCCAUCGGUAUACAGUAAAACGCGCAGAAGAGCGCUCGAGCACACAUUAGAUAGAUUUCAUAAUGACAAAUAUCAAAACGUGCCGUAUUUUUUAUUUGGUGACUUUAAUUUUAGGACGGACACGGCAAGUGUGAUAAAGAAAUUGACAGAAGAUACUCAAGAAAAGAGGUUAUCAAAUAAGGGAAAUAUUUCGAAAUUGCAAUUUCACAAUAGAGACGAUGAUCUCGUACUAACGUUAGGCAAAAAGGAAUUUUCUCACUACGAACAUCAGAACGUUUUCAUGAAAAAUGGCGCUGAAUGGUUACGCGAGUAUGACAAAGAGCUGGGAGACUUUGAGGGAAGGUUGUUUGAAUUUCCAAUUAACUUUGUGCCAAGUUAUCCGUUUCAAGAAGAUAUUAACGAGCCUGUAAAUUACAUGCAAACAAGAGUGCCAGCUUGGUGCGAUCGAGUUUUAUUGAGCCCUACUGCAAAAACGCUAGUCCAAGAUAUUGACAAUUCCGAGGCAAUGGAAUACGGUAUAAUUGGCCCGAAUACGUGCAUGGGUGAUCACAAGCCAGUCUACUUGAAGGCUAAUCUCAUCUCGGACGCAGAAACGGCGAGGGAAAUGCAGACGGAGGCGAAGUCCGGGCUGAGAAGCGGCGAGCUGCUCAACGGAGUCAACAACAAUAAUAACAACAACAACGCCGUCAGGACGAUAACGAGAUACGUGCAUACUAAGCAUGCGGAUUCGUCGGUGAAGAUCUUCCGGGAGACGAUGGUUUGAUACUUCCGGAUGACGUUCGUCGCCUGCCGUAUAAAAUAUCGGUCACAACGUGCAAAAAUAGGAUUAGUCAUUAAAAAUCGUUUAAUCCUUUCAGUACCAUUUGGUUGUCUUAAAGACGCACAUCUUCGUGCAUUUCUAAUACAAGAUUUAUUGGGGAGAAAAUUUAACAUGUUUAAUUUUCUUAUCUUACACUUUGACUCUUGGAAAUAUGUUCCAGUGAUUUUUUUUAUUCAUUUUACGAUACACGGUCGCAUAAAAUGUGGCGUCGAAAGGAUUAAACGCUUUUCGUCGAAAAAAAUAAAAGAAAUAAUAAUGAAGACAUUUGGCACGUUUUCGCCACGACGGUACAUCAAUCCGAUCCACCGAACAAUUAUCGCAUAACCCGAAUACUAUGACUACAUUCCACUAUAGCGUAAUCGGCAAAGGAAUUCGCAGGAAAGCGCGAGUCGUACGCCAUGUUUGAAGCAGCAAGCUGCGUGCCCUUAAAUACAUUGUAUCCAACAAUCUAGGGAACCUGCCUAGAACUCCGUACAACAUGUCUAAAACAAAACUUGAAGAUGUUUAAAAGAUGUUUCCUACGCUUUGGUGAAUCUCCAGGCCUCUUUUAAAUGUCUUUCGUCUCCUUUGUGGGGGAACCACCGUUGAAGCAUAUAUCCGCGUAAUUCGACAAAUCGUACAUGUAUAGGUGUCAGAUGUCAUAUGUCCCCCACGAAUACCUCGUUGUUACUUUAAAUCCAAUCCGAAAACCCGAGAUCUUCCUCACUUUUGCCAAAGGUGUUAUUUUUAGACGCGCUACGAAAGUCCCUCUCACUGCCUUCGUUCGCGCGUUCACAAGUACAAGACUAAAAGGAUUUCGUACUUAUUUAUUAUCGGCGCAUCGUUUCGUCACCGUGCCGCCUUCCCCGAUGACAAUUCUGCGUGACGCAAAAUGUGUAGCGACAUCGUGUAUUAUAAUUGUAACAAUGAAUGUUCGUUCGCGAUGUAGAUUUUUUAGAUAUUUAAUGUAACCUCAUCGGUUGUCCUUGUUACGCUACGCUGUUAAAAAUUCAUUCACUUACCGCAAUAUCGCGACGUGCGUCUCAAGUACAACUGGCAUCCUAAUUAUCUUUAAGAUUACCUCGCGCACAUUUUACUUAAUUUUUUUCACUGUGUAAAUUAAGGUGUACAUCGUUCAUUGUAACAUAGGGAUGAUAGUUUCGCUGUAUGGAGGAAGUUCGAUUCUCGACAGAAUCGAAGAUUCAAGGGAUCAUGGAACGCUCGAAGGAUAAUCACCUAUAGAUCAAUAGCGAUAAUUUCCCAAAAAGUGUCAGUCGUUAUCUUGAAGCAGACUCGUGACACUUCUUGAGAAAAGGGGUUUAUUUUGAAUGUACCUCUUCGUGAUAACACAUUGGAACACGUUCUUCACAUGUAUUUGUGUACAAAACGUAAGCCGAUUAAUUCACUUAGAGAGUACACAACACAGACGAGCGAGAAACUUGCUGAUAAUUAAGCGAAGUUGUAGUCCGUAUGAAAAUAUCGAUACGGAUGAUAUAUACAUAUAUAUAUAUUAUAUAUAUUAUAUAUAAAAAGAACUCGCGAGUCAUUCCGACACGACUCGCUGUGCCAAUCCGUUCCAUCUUAGAUUUUUGCACGCGUUUAAUAUAAAUGUAUGAACCCCUCACCACAGACGUGAGCCGCGAAGUUUUCCGGGAACCUCGUUAAAGGAUAUGGCAUCUCGUACUUAGAUCCGUUUUGUGUUUUUAAAUGUUUUCACGUUGAUUAAAAAGUUGACUGAAAAGUUCUUCGCCUCAUCCUGUACCUCGAUGACGCGAUGCUGUAAGGAGAGACGGAGAACACGCGUUUGCGAGAGCAGUUCAGAGAUUGCUGGCGAAGAAUGUCUUGGAUGCUGGGUCCAUUUACACCUAUUCAUCGAUAAUGUAUAGACGUUACAUAGCUCUCGAUAUGUCGUUUGUUUUUUUUUUUUUUCAAAGUGCGUGUACUGAGACACUUUUACCAUGGCAUUCCACGGAAAUUAGCCGAUUAAUUCUGAUCAAUGUGCUGUAAUAACUUUGUAUUGUAGACUCGCGGGGGCUCCUUUGCGCUUCGCUAGAUAGAAAAUCGGUAGGCAAGCUCUUCCUUUGUGUCGCCCGUAAUAGUGCUCCUACAUGAUGUCCAGAUUCUUCCGGAAUGAUUUUUCAUUGUGAAAAUCGCUGUAACUCGCGCCUUUGACAGUAAUCGAGCUAAGUCAAUCUGGCGAACUCCCGUUCGCAUCGGUGUCCGUUUCUCAGCUUUUAAUGUACAGAUUUAACGCGAACGAAAGUUGGGGGGAGCAGGCAACGCCUGCGUUGGGUGAUUUAAGUGCGCGAUGGGAAUUGCGGAGUCUUCGUUUCCAUCGCUUUCACGAUGUUGUUGAACUUUGAUAUACAUGUUGUUGGACACGCAUACGAUGUCUCGGUAAAAUAAUAUAUAAUCCUAAGUGUCACACCGUGAUAUAAUACAUUAUAUAGACCAGAGAAAACAAUUAAGAAAUGCCACGAGGAUCUUUCACACGUCUUUCGAAAUGUUUAAAUGUUACGAACUCUUUUUUACGGCGCGAAAGGGAAAUUUACUUCUGCCCGAGGAUAAGACUUUUCAUAUCGAAACAGCCGCUAUUUUUCGUAUAACGUAAUAAUUCUAUUUGUAACGCACGAGAAAUCCCCUGGAAAUUCUUCUGAGCUCAAUCUUGAUGUCAGCCUUCUCUUGAGUGUUCCUUUUAGUCUCCAAUCAUUUAAUGAAAGAAACUGUAAAGGUGUUUUAUUAUCUGCAUGGCAAUUUAUUUCUGAGAAGUACGAGGGGAAGUAUCGUUUCUUGCGGUCGGGAGGCGAGAUUGAUGUUGUACUUUUAUAAAUACGUAUGUACUUAUAUUUUGUACCGAUAGCGUACCCUCUCGCUUCCGCACGGCGCGAGAUAUAACUCGACGAGACGAGAACAUGCGGAAUAUGCGAUCGUCGUUGUACUCGAGCCCGCGGAAAUUAUACAACGCGAGAAAACGCGGAGACGCUUCGUCGACAAUUUAUCUCGAAGAUUCGAGCGGAAACGCGCUCAUUUCAUGUUGUACCAAUGUUGUAGGAAAGGAAAUAAAGUUACAAACCCAUGACUCGUAAAUAAUA